Molecule: messenger RNA, 2010 nt
Organism: Postia placenta MAD-698-R-SB12
Lineage: Eukaryota; Fungi; Basidiomycota; Agaricomycetes; Polyporales; Adustoporiaceae
Exons: 12
Coding region: 6-1829 (607 amino acids)
Biological process (GO): CTP biosynthetic process; pyrimidine nucleobase biosynthetic process
Cellular component (GO): cytoophidium; cytoplasm
Molecular function (GO): identical protein binding; CTP synthase activity
Source: RefSeq, a predicted model, not a curated record
CUGCAAUGACCAAGUACAUUCUCGUCUCCGGCGGUGUCGUCAGUGGCAUUGGGAAGGGGGUAAUUGCCUCUUCGACAGGCUUGCUCCUGAAGACGGCUGGUCUGAAGGUGACCGCCAUCAAGAUUGAUCCGUACAUGAAUAUAGAUGCAGGAACCAUGCGCCCGCAAGAGCAUGGUGAGGUCUAUGUCCUGAACGACGGCGGAGAAGUCGAUCUCGACCUCGGAAACUAUGAACGCUAUCUGGACGUUACUCUGUCCCGAGACAACAACAUCACGACAGGAAAAAUCUAUCGCGAAGUUAUUGAGAAAGAGCGGAGAGGAGAUUAUCUAGGAAAAACGGUCCAGAUUGUGCCUCAUGUCACUAAUGCUAUUCAAGAUUGGAUUGAGCGAGUGUCAAAAGUUCCUGUUGACGAGACAGGAGAAGAGCCUGAUGUUUGCAUUGUCGAGCUAGGAGGCACAGUAGGCGACAUCGAGUCGGCACCGUUCGUCGAGGCGAUGCGACAGUUCCAAUUCCGCGUUGGAUAUGAGAACUUCGCGCUGAUUCAUGUAUCACUCGUCCCGGAUAUGCACGGCGAGCAGAAAACAAAACCCACGCAGACUACAGUCCAUGCUCUGCGAGGACUUGGCCUCCUCCCCGACCUGAUCGCUUGCCGACUGGUCGUCCAAAAGCCCCUUGAGCCGGCAACGAAGUCAAAAAUCUCCAUGUUCUGUCAUGUUGCGCCCGAACAAGUCAUCGGCGUGCAUGACGUCUCGUCCGUUUAUCACGUUCCUCUCCUGUUGCAGUCGCAGGGCAUUGUAGAAUACCUGCACAAGCGUCUGAAUCUCGCAAGCAUCAAAUUGACAUCGGAGAUGCAGGAGCGCGGCUCUUGCCUUGGGGUGAGAUGGAAAGAGCUGACCAAACGACAAGAGCGGGUGUUCGAUGACGUGACAAUUGCGCUGGUUGGGAAGUACACUGACCUCCAGGACUCUUAUAUGUCUGUCACUAAGUCACUGGAGCAUUCUGCAUUCCGCUGCAACCGGCGACUGAUCCUGAAGUGGGUCGACUCGUCACAUUUGGAGCCUGAAACACAGACAUCAGAUCCAGCCAAGUAUCACGACGCGUGGAGAGCUGUCGUUGCUGCAGGUGGCAUCCUCGUUCCAGGCGGCUUUGGCGAGCGAGGAUCAGAGGGCAUGAUGUUGGCAAUCAAAUGGGCUCGCGAGCAGAAAGUUCCCUUCUUGGGUAUAUGCUUCGGGUUCCAGCUGGCAGUCGUGGAGUGGGCGCGGAAUGUCUGCGGCCUGACAGGAGCUACAUCCGGCGAGUUCCAUCCCGAUGCAAAGGAUCCGAUCAUCAUCUUCAUGCCUGAGAUCUCAACAACGCACAUGGGGGGGACGAUGCGUCUUGGGCUGCGUCCGACCGUCUUCGAGCCCGAGACAGAGACCCGUUCGAAGGUGCGGAAACUCUAUGGCGGCGCGGGCAAGAUUUGGGAGCGGCAUAGACACCGCUAUGAAGUCAACCCGGCAUACAUCGAAAAGCUCACCGCGAGCGGGAUGUCCUUCAUCGGCAAGGACGAGAGGGGGGAGCGGAUGCAGGUCCUUGAGAUGCCUGAUCACCCGUACUUCGUCGGGUUCCAAGCACACCCCGAGUUUUGCACGAGACCUUUGAACCCUUCGCCUCCGUUUCUCGGCUUUGUAGCGGCGUCUUCAGGCCAGACCGUCUUGAACGAGCAGCUUGAGUACCAGCUUACGCACUUCCACCCACCGCACCCUGAAGGCUCGAUGGUAAGCGAGGCGGAGCUCAGACGGACGGGGACACCACCUCCUGGCGUGGAGAAAGUUCUGCGCUCCGAGUAAAGGGAAUGUGAGGUUUUCAGGGCAGCAGAAACUCCGUCGUUCUUGGUUUUCUUCCUUGUGGUCAUGCUAGUCUUGCUUUGUGACGCUGUGUUGAAUGUAGACCUGUCGCAGUAAAAUAGUUGUGGAGCACUGUAUCCCCACAUCUACCAGAUCAAUUUGAAUAAAGUGUUCUCGGGUACUG